Molecule: messenger RNA, 2850 nt
Organism: Grammomys surdaster
Lineage: Eukaryota; Metazoa; Chordata; Mammalia; Rodentia; Muridae
Gene: Slc25a32
Product: solute carrier family 25 member 32
Exons: 7
Coding region: 216-1166 (316 amino acids)
Biological process (GO): folate import into mitochondrion; nucleotide transport
Cellular component (GO): mitochondrion
Molecular function (GO): folic acid transmembrane transporter activity; FAD transmembrane transporter activity
Source: RefSeq, a predicted model, not a curated record
GGGGCUAAGCAGGCUAAGCUCCGAUCGUCCUUCUUCACGCCGCUCUGCCGCCGGUGUUCCUUUUCUGCUGCAGUGUCCCGGGCUCCAAUUCCGGAAGUGGGCUCAGGUCCUGCGGUUCCGGGACACAGGCCGCGACUGUCGCCACGGUGGCGGCCACUACAUCACGUCCCACGUCGGCGGCGCUGGACGCCGUAGUGUCGACGAGCCCGGAGCCCAUGACAGGCCAGGGCCAGUCGGCGGCCGGGUCGGCGGCGUGGAGUGCGGUGUUCCGCCACGUCCGGUAUGAGAACCUGGUGGCUGGCGUGAGUGGCGGGGUCUUGUCCAACCUGGCGCUGCACCCGCUCGACCUUGUGAAGAUCCGCUUCGCUGUGAGUGAUGGACUGGAAGUAAGACCAAAAUAUAAAGGAAUUUUACAUUGCUUGGCUACCAUUUGGAAAGUCGAUGGACUACGAGGACUGUAUCAAGGAGUAACCCCGAAUGUGUGGGGUGCCGGUUUAUCCUGGGGACUCUACUUUUUCUUUUACAACGCCAUCAAAUCAUAUAAGACGGAGGGAAGAGCUGAGCAGUUAGAGCCAUUAGAAUACCUCGUCUCAGCUGCAGAAGCUGGAGCCAUGACUCUCUGUAUUACAAACCCAUUAUGGGUGACGAAAACUCGCCUUAUGUUACAAUAUGGUGGUGUUGUUAACCCUUCACAGAGACAGUAUAAAGGAAUGUUUGAUGCACUUGUGAAAAUAUAUAAAUAUGAAGGUGUGCGUGGAUUGUACAAGGGAUUUGUCCCUGGGCUGUUUGGAACGUCACACGGUGCCCUUCAAUUUAUGGCGUAUGAAUUGCUAAAGUUGAAGUACAACAAACACAUCAACAGACUACCGGAAGCCCAGCUGAGCACAACAGAAUACAUCUCUGUUGCAGCACUAUCCAAAAUAUUUGCCGUAGCAGCAACAUACCCGUAUCAGGUUGUGAGAGCCCGUCUUCAGGAUCAGCACGUGUCUUACGGAGGUGUAACGGAUGUGAUCACAAAGACGUGGAGGAAAGAAGGCAUCGGUGGAUUUUACAAAGGAAUUGCCCCCAAUCUGAUUAGAGUGACUCCAGCCUGCUGCAUCACCUUUGUGGUUUAUGAAAAUGUCUCUCACUUUUUAUAUGACCUUAGAGAAAAGAAAGUGAGCUAAAAGAAGACCCCAGUGCAUGUGCUUGAGGCAGGAGCCAACUCCUUUGUGUUUGAAACACAAAGCUCAGAAGAAUACUGCACAGCAACAUAGCUCGUAAUCACACGUCAGGACUGCUAAGUCAUCUUGAUGUUUUCUGCUCUUUGCUUCUCCGUGUGUGUGGAGCGUGGCUGCCUCUACCUGAAGUGGGUACCAUCUGCAUAAUGUUGAAACUGAUACAGCCACUGUGAAAAUGUGUAAGAUCUCCUGUUUUGUUGUUCAGGUAGAAGCUAAUUUGCUGCAAUAUUUGUAAUUUAAUGAAUGUUCUUUUUUUCUGAACUCUCUUGCCUGGAUUGGCUUUAAAACUGACCAUGUGCAAUAGCAAGGAACUGGCUUCUUACAAGAAUGAUUAUAUUUCAAGGGUAAAUUAAACUUGGAGAACUUAUAAAUAAGGUGUUAUCCAAGUCUAGCCCAUUUUGAAUGGGGAUAUUUUUGUUAGAAAAAAGUCUAUUAUAAAUGUGCUUUAGUUUUUAAUCCAACUGAGACAUACUAAGUACAGAAAUUGGAGAAGUCAUGUAUUUCUCUGAGAAAUAUCUGGCACCUUUUGCCAUUCCAUUGCUUAAUUAUUUACAGUGAGAUUCUGGACACAGACCUUGUAUUUUGGCCAUAAACACUUAGUGUGUGGUUAGGGUGUAUAAAAGCUGAACUUCCAGCAUCUGGUAAAGCCUUUAUUUAGCAUGUAUGGUUGCAAAUCACUCAUCAGAAAUGCUGGCUCAUUUUUCACAGAGAUGGAAUGUUUGCUGUGAGUUUGUUGAAAAACUGAAUAGAAAUAAGCAUUCCAUUUUCCAUUAAUUUCUAGAUUUAUGGUUCCAGAUUCCAAAUAAUUGAUUCGUCUACAUUGGUUGCUCAAAUUCAGGUUGGAAUACAAAUUACAUCUGUCUGUGGCCAUUACUGAUUUGAUUUCUAUGUCAUUGUAGCUCUCCAGGUAAAAGGCCUGCCCCAAAGGAUGCUGGACUAAUACUAACUCCUGAUGCACAGCUGUCAGUGCUGUUGCGCUAUCCUCUACUUUUUGUAAAUAAAUCAUUAUGAUCAAAGCUGUAUUUAAAGGGUUCUUCAAAAAUAAGCCUAUUUUUUAUAUUUUGGAAAUAGAAUUGUUUUUAAAAUAAAAAAUGAAAAGAUCAUUUAUAUUUACAAAAAUGGUGUUUGCUAUGUCCUUUACCUUUAUUUUUUAAGUAUGUUUAUUCAGCAAAAAUGAUGCAUUUGUAAAUCAUGAUCACUGUAACAAAAAGCAAGGUUUUCAGCAUUUACAAAUUCCUGGCAUGUACCUUUUUUAGGUUCAGGGACAAUUCCAAGGAAUUCUUGGAAAUUUCAAAAUUACUAUUUUAAACACAGUCAUGACUAUAUCUACACUUUAUUUGGGUAUCUCAAAUUUUUGUUACAGAAUAAGAUACACUGAAUUUUGUGUAGGUUAGUUACUUACACUAGUAAGUAAUUAUUUAGUAGUUUACAAAGAACUACAGCCUACAGGAAUAAGCAAUGAGAAACAUAAUAUGUAAUUCAGAUUCCCCAGGUAAAUAACUUUAGAAUGUUUUAUAAAUUGUGCAUUUCAUAGUUCUGGAUUAUACUUUAACUUGUGUGGGAUUCUCCCUGAUACUUAUGUCUGUAUAGAAAGGCAAGCUACAGUGAUAUUAAAGCUUUAGAAAUAGAA